AUAAUACAGUCUUCUGUUGGUUGGACAUAGAUCUACACGGUUUCAGACAAAGUUUUCAAUUGGCCAGCCAACAUGGAUGAAACCAUAAUAAAUCUAAUGCUGCGUAAUCUGGAUGGUUCUUUGGAAGAUUGUGAAUCUAACAAAAAGAUGGAUUCGAUAAUCGAGUUAAUAGACAUACGUUGCGAAGGAGAUUGUAAUCUGAAAGUGAAGUCCUUAUUGCAACAAGCGGUUAAAACAAUUAAAUUAAAAGAUAGCCAAAUUGAAUUGAAGGAUAGCCUAAUUAAAGCGAAAGAUGGCCAAAUUGAUAGCCUUAUUAUGGCUUUGAAUAAAAAAUCUGAUAUGAAUGAUUCUAUUGAAAAUAAACGCGAUAUUCCUCUACAUCUAGAAGAAACUGAAAGUGAUGAAGAUAAAAAUAUCGCGGAUAUCGUAUCGAGGUAUAAAACCAAACUCGAAGAGGCCAAUAAACUUUUACAGGAGUCUUUUUCUUUGGUAAAAAGCAACGAAAUUCAAAAUCUGCAAUUAGAGGAACAAUUGGCUGCAAAAACUUUUGAACACGAUCUUCAAAUAAAGAGUUACGAAUCGAAAAUUAAGGAAUUGGAAAACAAAAUAAGAAUUGAAGGCGAAGACUCUAAGGAAGAAAAACCGACCCAAGUAGAAAUAUUUUUUGCUCUUCAUAAACCACAGGUGUUUCAAAUAGAAAAUAAAAUAUCUGGUUCUGGUUGGUUAAUUAUAACUCAAUUUAAAAUGGAUAAUGGGUCUUGGACUAAGAAAAUUAUUGUUCCUUCAAAAUUUGUGUACGAUAUCGUCAAAGAUCAGCCUACCGAAUUUUAUAUUCACAUUGUUCGUGCAGAUGGAACCGUACAUUAUGCUCAUUAUAAAAACUUCUGUUGUUACUAUAAAGUUUCUAAUGAUUAUCGUGACGAUAACUAUCGCAUACGAUCGAUGGAACUUCUCAACAGCUCAAUGAAAAUUUAUGGAAGUUUUGAAGGACGAACAUUUAAAGAUAUAGCCGAAAGUUUCAAUCAUAAUUGUGUAUUUUACCAGCUGAUGAUAAGGAAAAUGCAAAAUGAAAAUUAAUUGCAAACGAAAUUUAUCCAAUGCUAUAAUAUUUAAAAGAACUAAUAAAUAAA
This is a messenger RNA of Drosophila willistoni, 1130 nucleotides long. RefSeq lists its product as uncharacterized. The record is from RefSeq and is a predicted model, not a curated record. NCBI's taxonomy places the organism in Eukaryota, Metazoa, Arthropoda, Insecta, Diptera, Drosophilidae. The transcript has 2 exons. Bases 73 to 1077 code for a protein of 334 amino acids.